Cantharellus anzutake is the source of this 2844-nucleotide messenger RNA. RefSeq lists its product as uncharacterized. NCBI's taxonomy places the organism in Eukaryota, Fungi, Basidiomycota, Agaricomycetes, Cantharellales, Hydnaceae. The transcript has 7 exons. The record is from RefSeq and is a predicted model, not a curated record. The coding region runs from base 1 to 2844 and encodes 947 amino acids.
AUGCCUCAAGACGAGGGGAUGGAAGAUGUGCAAUAUUCUUCCACAUCAUUGGGUAAAAGACGCCCCAUAUUACGUGACGAUCAAAUAGAAACGGUCUUUCAGUCUAGCGAGGAUUCUCGCCCCUUAUGGGUAGCUUACCUAGAGAAAGCUGAGGGCAAGGCAGACCAUGAGGCGUGGAGUAAACUCAUUCGUAGUGUUCUGUCUACUCUUUCUCAGGGUCUGAACGAGGCGGGUGUGAAAGUUGUUUCACGAAGCGAGCGGGCAUCGAUCAUGGAAAACUUCGGCGAUGUUGAGCGCAGAAAAUGUCAGGAUCUGAUUACAGACGCACUCAGACAGAGCAAAUGGCACCCCUUGAUCAGAUAUGUGGAUGUGAAGCUGCGGCUCGCAGAACCUGGGGUGCCUUCUCAGACGGGUGAUGAACUACCGCCCUGGGCGUCGCACGUUGACACUGAGAUCAUCCAGGAAGCAAUUCACUCCUCCUGGAAUACAAACUAUGAGCUUAACUAUCACAAACUCCUUCUCAACAACAUUCUUGCGAUGUCUCGCACUCAGUCAUACUCUUCGACAGUAUCUAUUAUCCAAAGUUCCGGUUACGGGAAGUCUCGUAUGGUCGAUCAACUGGCUACUCUCGUAUUUACGUUGCCCUUCAAUCUCCGAGAUCCCCUCGAGACUCGAGAUCCGAGUGUUAGACAGUUGUUGACUAAAUCAUUUAAUCCCCCUCAGUCCGAUAUUUCCGAUGCCGAAGAACGAGAAUUGACGGUCCGAUAUUACCUGUUUUUCAGGCAUCUCUUCGAUUCCGUGGGGAAACGAAUCAAGGCUGAGUUGAAGGACACGACCAAUCUGCCUUGUGCAUGGCGGAGAUAUUUGGCCAGCAGCACAAGUGAGGGCGUAACCCGUCGGGAGGAGUUGUACAAGGAGGUUGUGAGCCAAGUGGAAAUGGAUUCUAGCCUUGCUGAGAUCAGAGCGGACCCGAAGUCCGGGGUGGGAGCCAAACUCCUGAAAUCUGUUAAAGUGGCAUGCGAUAAGUUGGUUCGCCUUUUUCCCCUGGAAGAUCAAGGCAGUGUACCCGAUUCCGAAGCUGUCGACGAGAAACCUGGCAUUCGGGUGUUCCUCUACUUCGAUGAGGCUCAUUCCCUCACGGACCCGUGGAUACCGCACCGAAGCCGUUACGACAAGAUGUUGUCAUGCCUUGAAGACUUGAGGACUAGGGAGAUUCCUGUUUUCACCAUCUUCCUCACUACGAGCUCCCAUUUCGAGAACCUUGCUCCAGCUCCGGGUCCCAGAAGAUCCGCUCGCAUGACAAGUGAGGACUCCCUCCUUCAGGCACCUAUUAUGGAGCUGCCUUUCGACUGCUUCCGUAAGGCUCCUGUGAUCAAGGAUUUCGACAGUCUGUCAUCUGCAGAAGUUCUCUCCUGCUGUGGACGCCCGCUAUGGUGGACCAUGUAUGAUGCUUUCAAGCAAAAUGACAAGCUUCAUAACAACAUAUUCGCCAAGAAGCUCAUGGAUUUGGCACGUGCGAAGCUUGCGGGUCUAGAAGGUGCCACUGGAGACCUCACGAAAUACACCCAAGAAGCAAAGCUAGCCGUCAUUGACAUGCGGCUACAACUCGAUUAUGAACCAGCACGCCAAGUAGCGGCAACUGCAUUGGCCCAAAUGGUAGCGUCGCAUAUGCGCACAGUAUUCUCUAUUCCAACGCAUCGUGAUUACAUGCGGUCUGGAUAUCCCUCUGAACCAUGGCUUGCGGAAGCUGCGGCGCAAGAAAUGGAAAAUUUGCACUCGCUCCAACCCGAUUUCAUCUUCAAAACGCUGGAGGAAGUAAUGAACCAAGGUAUAAUUGACAUUGGAGAGAGAGGCGAGGUCAUAGCGCGUGCUAUGAUUAUGCGGGCAUAUGACCGUGCCGUUGGAAAGUCCAGGCUUCCACCCUAUACAAGUGAUGACAAGUUUAUCAAGUUCAGUCGAGGCUGCCGUUUGAUCGACUUCAUCGGGUGUCUGUUCUCAGCAGGUGCGGCGCAGGACGUCCUUGCUAGCCUACCCAUUACUGGUGGGACCGUCAAUCUCGGCGAGCAAUUUGAGAACGCCCGAAUUCGGUUUACGCACUUUGCUAGGCUGCAUAGUGAGGAUGUCGUAUCUACCGCCGGCUGUAUAGCGGGGAUAGUGCGAUGCGCCGCUUUCGUUACCCAGCGUGGACAGCCGAGCAUCGACAUGAUGAUUCCAAUCGUGCUAAAUCCACACAAAACCCAGCCGGACCUGCUUCGAAGGGAAAAUGUAACAGCAAUGUUCAUCCAGAUCAAAAACCGUCGUACAGCAGGAAACACCGCGGGCUACAAUAUCGAUGCUCGCAAUCUAUCAUUCUUCUCUGGCGGUGAUCAACCUUAUAUAACUCUUGUAAUGGAGUUAGGAGUAUUGCCGACGGAGCUCAUUCAGCAAGAAAAGAAGAUGAAAAAAGGAGCCCCUAGCUUCCGGCCGGCAGAACCUCCUACUCCUUCACGGCUGAUGACGACCAAAGAACAGUUGCGAAAGAGCCCCCGUGCAAAGCCCGUGGAGCAUGAAUGCUACAAUAUCUUUGCCUAUGGGUGCUCCGCGACUGUGUACAAUAUGCAGCCGGGUGAAGUACAAUGCUAUUCCACCUUAUUGAGGAAAGGUGGUCUCUUUGUAGAACAUCCCCGGUGGGACGAUAAAUCCCUGGACGCCCUGCGCUGUCUGGUUCCGUUCUUGUCUAUCCGAAAUUGCGAAGAGUGGUUAGAAAAGCUUGGUGUUAUGAUUGAUGGAGAUGGGGUGACGGAGAGAGGAUUCACCAUCGAUGAGAUGGCCAGAACUGUAUUGUUAGGCGUGAAUGAUAUGUAG